Pangasianodon hypophthalmus (striped catfish) is the source of this 2567-nucleotide messenger RNA. RefSeq names its product mediator complex subunit 17 (gene med17). Gene Ontology annotation, cellular component: mediator complex; core mediator complex. Gene Ontology annotation, molecular function: transcription coregulator activity. The transcript has 13 exons. The record is from RefSeq and is a predicted model, not a curated record. Bases 166 to 2112 code for a protein of 648 amino acids. Gene Ontology annotation, biological process: regulation of transcription by RNA polymerase II. NCBI's taxonomy places the organism in Eukaryota, Metazoa, Chordata, Actinopteri, Siluriformes, Pangasiidae.
UUCGCUCAGUUGUUUAGUGUUAAAGGUUGAUAGUAUAAUAUUAACAAUGUGUUGCGCAGGUCGCUAGCUAGGAUAACGAUAGCCAAUUCUGCAUAGUGGUUAAGCUAGCUGGCUUUUACUUUCUUUUUUCACAGUACCUGUUACUUUGUGCGUUACAGAAACUGAAUGAAUGAGAACAGCAUGUCGGGGGUACCUGCAGUGCGCGUGAGUAUUGAGUCAUCCUGUGAGCGGCAGGUGCAGGAGGUUUCACUGGAUGGAGUGGAGACGUAUGUGCCACCACUUUCCAUGUCACAGAACCUUGCAAAGCUUGCACAGCGCAUUGACUUUGGUCAGGGCUCUGACUCGGAUGAGGAGGACCCAAAUGGACAAAGCAGAGUGUCUGACUGGAGCAAGCAAGACCUGGAGGGGGAAGAGGGACUGGUAAAAUUCCAACCUUGUUCGUGGCCAUGGGAUUCAGUGAGGAACCAUCUACGGAGUGCUCUGACUGAGAUGUGUGUUCUGCAUGACAUGCUCAGUGUCAUCAAGGAGAAGAAGUAUAUGGCUCUUGAUCCAGUAUCCCAGGAUCCCAUUGUUGUCAAAACCCCCCAGGUUUUCCAGUUGAUCAGUAAGAAGAAGUCUCUGGCCACUGCAGGCCAGUUGCUGUUGAGGGGGGCAGAGAAGCUAAGUAAGUCUGUAGCAGAGAGUCAGGAGCAGUGGCGUCAGCGUGAUUUUAAUGCAGAACUACUACACCUGCGCUCACAGUGGAAGUUGCGCAAAGUUGGAGACAAAAUCCUUGGAGAUCUUAGCUACCGUAGCGCAGGGUCAUUGUUUACUCAUCAUGGCACUUUUGAGGUGAUUAAAAACACAGAUAUUGAUUUGGAUAAGAAAAUUCCAGAUGAUUACUGUCCACUCAACGUUCAGAUUCCGAGUGACCUAGAGGGCUCUGCAUACAUUAAGGUCUCUAUUCAGAAACAGUCUGCUGAUAUAGGAGACCUGGGAACAGUCAAUCUUUUCAGGAAGCCCCCCAAAGCCAAGCCAGGCUCCCAGAUAUGGCAUCUAAAGCUGGAAGCUGCUCAGAAUGUGCUGCUAUGUAAGGAGAUAUUCGCUCAGCUCUCUCGGGAGGCAGUGCAGAUAAAAUCCCAUAUUCCACACAUUGUUGUCAAAAACCAGAUCAUCUCACAGCCUUUUCCUGGACUUCAGCUCUCCAUCUCAUUGUGCCACUCUACUACGGAUAAGAAGAACCAGAGAGCUUCACCAGACAAAACCAAACCAGAUGACCAUCUAUAUGUGUUGGAACACAACUUGCACCAACUUAUUAGAGAGUUCCAUAAACAGACUCUGAGCUCCUCUGUGAUGCCCCACCCUGCAAGUGCUCCGUUUGUUCCUAAGCGUCUGCGGAUGGCUGGACCAAUGGCUUAUGAUAAGUCGGAGAUCAGCUCGCUGCAGCACAGUGAGGGCUUACUUGAGAAAAUAGUCAAACAAGCCAAACAUAUUUUCCUCAGGAGCAGGACGGCACGAACCAUUGACAGCUUGGCAAGUCGUAUUGAGGAUCCUCAGAUUCAGGCUCACUGGUCCAAUAUUAAUGAUGUUUACGAGUCCAGUGUCAAAGUGCUCAUCACCUCACAAGGCUAUGAGCAAAUCUGCAAGUCUAUCCAGCUACAGUUGAACAUUGGAGUGGAGCAGAUCAGAGUUGUGCACAGAGAUGGUCGUGUCAUCACUCUUUCUCACCAAGAGCAAGAGCUGCAAGACUUUUUACUGUCACAGAUGUCUCAGCACCAGGUGCAUGCAGUACAGCAGUUGGCAAAGGUAAUGGGCUGGCACGUUCUAAGCUUCAGUAAUCAUGUGGGACUUGGAGCCAUUGAGAGCAUUGGCAAUGCCUCUGCCAUUACAGUAGCAUCACCAAAUGGAGCUUAUGCCAUUUCAGUACGGAAUGGGCCUGAGAGUGGAUUUAAGGUUCUGGUUCAGUUUCCACGUUGCCAGACUAAAGAUCUCCCAAAAAGCGACGUGUUGCAGGAUGGGAAAUGGAAUUUUUUGCGAGGGCCAUAUAAGGAAGUGCACUGGAGCAAGAUGGAGGGCAGGAACUUUGUUUAUAAAAUGGAGCUUUUAAUGGCAGCACUUACUCCUUGUCCUUAAAACAAAAGUGUCUAUAUGUCUAUAGAUAUGCAUACAUGUUUUAGCUUUUAUCCUUAUAAGUAAUUUUCUCCCCUCUUGGGAUCCCUGUUGUUGCAUUGUGUUUGUACUAGUUGCAUUAUUGUUGCAUUUCAGUAACAGUGUUUGACGGUGAACUUCUGGUGUUUCUGUGCAGCAUCUCUUAUGUGCUUAUAAAUAAAUAACUAUAGUGUAACCUCUAUCUGCAGACCAUUGGAAUGCUUCCCAUUGUAUCAUUUAGUUGGAUUUCAUACAGAAUAUGACUGCAUUAUGUUACUAUUUCCUUGGCCAAGAAACUUUUUGAGCUAUUUGAAGAGCAAUAUUAAUGGCUAAUUCAUGCUUAAAAGUAUCAUGAGCUGUGCAGUGGUUACACCAUUUUAUUGUAAUUGUUUCUAGUUGUGUCCUUUUAGAACAAUAAACCAGAUGCCUCAUUUAUAAAA